Cydia amplana is the source of this 650-nucleotide messenger RNA. RefSeq names its product small integral membrane protein 14. The transcript is spliced from 4 exons. Gene Ontology annotation, cellular component: endoplasmic reticulum. The record is from RefSeq and is a predicted model, not a curated record. The coding region runs from base 182 to 484 and encodes 100 amino acids. Lineage: Eukaryota; Metazoa; Arthropoda; Insecta; Lepidoptera; Tortricidae.
AGGAAAACACCAGACAUCAAUCGGAAAAAUGACGUCGCGAGUCGUCACUAUCUUUUGAGGAUAAUCGCAUUUUAUUUUUUGUUUAGCAAAAGACGGUGGCGACGAAGCACUCCCACAAUAAGCGUUUUGUUAACGAUAUCGUUGUGUUGUUGUGUUUUCUUGGACAAUAAUAUACACAGAAAUGGGUGACGAAAUGGACCCUUGCGAGUGCAUCUGGAACCACGAGUUGGCAAUGCGGCGACUGAUCUCUCUGCUUCGACAAGGACAAUCCUACUGCACGGACACAGAAUGCCUGGACGAGGUGAGCGGGCUGCCGGCGCCCGAGUCUGCCGGUAACAGCUUCCUGGUGAUGUUCGCGAUGAUGGCGCUCGCCGUCGCCAUGUACAUGCUGCGCCCGCGGCGCCGCCAGUUGCCCGAAGCCAACAAGCCUCCGCGCAACUCACAGGAUCACGACGGAGCUCCGCCGACGCCGCCAAGACUUUAAUCGUGGACGGAACCCGGACAUCGACCUCUUUCAUAUAAAAUAUAAACCUAAAAGGUUUACCACAUAACAGUCCUAAUAUCUGCCAAUUGUUUUAUAUGGAACGGGUCCAAAAUAACCGACGACCAUACCAGGAUCAUAGUAAAGGGCUAAGGUCCGAGCGUUUUGA